AUGGCGUUAGCAAUAUGCCUUUUCUUAGGCCUCCUCCUAAGCUCGUCUUGUGAGGCCUACAAAGCGCUGGUGGUGUUUGGAAUGCCAGCAACGAGCCACUCCAACUUGGGUAGAGGAGUUGUGAGAAAUCUGUUGAAAGAUGGACACGAGGUGACAUUCAUCACACCGAUUCCAAUCAAGGAUCCUCCACCAAAUCUUCAUCAGAUUGAUGUGAGCAGUAACUUUGAACUUCUGCCACUCGACCUUAUGAAGAUAGAGAGAUUCUUGGGACACAAUUCGAUGCCAGCUUUGCCCCGUUUCUUCGUGAAGAUGAUGAUGAUGAACCUGGUCUCGAAAACCAUGGAACAUGAAAAUGUUCAGAAACUACUGAAUGAUACUAAUGCGCAUUUUGAUGUUGUCAUCGUUGAAUGGAUGUUUACUAGCCUUAGUGCUGGUUACGCCACGAUAUUCGACUGCCCUCUGAUCUGGUUGAUUCCAGUGGAAGUUAACUCAAUGACUAUCGGUUUAGUCGAUGCUGUACCUCACCCUGCUUACAGCACUGAUCCUUUGUCAUCGUACCUGCCUCCCUUUAGCUUUUUGGAAAGAGCUACAGAAAUAUGGACAAGGUUACAAGAGUCAGUCUUAGGAUUUUUGUAUUAUGAAUCAAAGGACGCUGCUAACUACGAGAGAAUUGUAGUACCUCAAGUCCAAAAGAGAGGUCGGCAAGCUCCGCCACUUAGUGAAGUCCAAUACAACGCAUCUCUAGUGUUGGGUAACUCACAUGUGUCAAUGGGGCUGCCCCUAAGUUUGCCACAGAACUACAAGCCUGUUGGAGGUUAUCAUAUAGAAGAAGAAGUGAAGCCAUUGCCUGAGGACUUGGAAAAGAUAAUGAUGAACUCUAAGAACGGAGUCAUAUAUUUCAGUAUGGGUUCCAACUUGAAGAGUAAGGACUGGCCAGAAGAGAUCAAACGGGAUCUCCUGAAAUUAUUUGGAGAACUUAAGCAAACAGUGCUUUGGAAGUUUGAAGAAGAAUUGCCAAAUGUACCGAAAAAUGUUCAUAUUUUGAAAUGGGCGCCGCAGCCUAGCAUUUUAGCUCAUCCAAAAUGCGUGCUAUUCAUAACCCAUGGAGGACUGCUAUCUACGACAGAAACGAUCCACUUCGGUGUCCCUACCAUUGCCAUACCUGUCUUUGGAGAUCAAUUCAUCAAUGUCAAGAAAUCAGUCGCUAGAGGCUUUACUCUGCAAGUUGAUCUGUCUUACAAAUUGGCUGCUGACUUGAAAGUAGCAAUCGAAGAAAUGCUGAGCAAUCCUAAGUACAGACAGCGAGUAAAGGAGCUAUCCCACAUCUACCAUGACCGACCAGUGAAGCCGGGAGCAGAGCUGCGACACUGGGUGCAGCAUGUAGUGAAUACGCGGGGCGCUCCUCAUCUGCGUUCUCCUGCACUACAAGUGCCAUUAUACCAACGAUUGUACCUAGAUUUAGUAGCAUUCCUAUCUGUAGUCUCCAUAGCUUUGUAUAUACUUAUUAAAAAAUUAUAUCGUCGUGUGAGAUCUAAGAAAAUUGUGAAUAAUAAGAAGAGGAAUUAG
Molecule: messenger RNA, 1566 nt
Organism: Spodoptera littoralis (African cotton leafworm)
Lineage: Eukaryota; Metazoa; Arthropoda; Insecta; Lepidoptera; Noctuidae
Source: the annotation of a GenBank genome assembly